Messenger RNA from Lodderomyces oxycetoniae, 2133 nucleotides. RefSeq names its product GTPase-activating protein (gene SST2). Lineage: Eukaryota; Fungi; Ascomycota; Pichiomycetes; Serinales; Debaryomycetaceae. Bases 1 to 2133 code for a protein of 710 amino acids. Gene Ontology annotation, biological process: intracellular signal transduction. The record is from RefSeq and is a predicted model, not a curated record. The transcript has a single exon.
AUGUUGAAAGUCGAGAAGAAGAAACACGUUGAAAACUCAGUUUUUGAGUCAACCAUUGAUCCCAAAGUGAACAUAUCCAUAUCUGAUCUGAAUAGUACUGGAAAAGGACAAGACGAAACAACAAUGACAACAAUGAGAACAACAAUAACAGCAAAAACAACAACAAUAGCAGCAGCAGCAGCAGCAGCAGCAGCAACAGCAGAGGCUUCUUCUUCGAAUCCAAAUGUUUUGCAUGAAGUGAUUUUGAAUAAGUUCAAUCGAACCACUACCGGCAGAGUGUACCAAAAAGAUCUAAAAGACAUCUAUGCCAUGUUGAUUAUUGAAUUGGACUUGAAGAAAGAUGCUACAGUUAAUAGGUGUAAUUUGCAACACGGGAUCUCCUCUUCCUUGUCUAAAGUGAAAUUUAUCAAGCUAUCAAAGAGCUUCCCUUAUUCGUUCUAUAUGAGCACUGCCAUUGAGAAAAUGAACCAACUUAGCUUGAAGAUUGAAUCCACCAAAACUGUUACUUUGAUUUCGUAUAGCUUUAAACCUGCACUUGCAGAGACUUUGAUUCGAGAGUUUUACAAAGCAAAAUUCUUGCAUUCCCCAGCAGAUCGGACUAGAGGGGAGCCAAAGAGUAGCGUAGCGCUUCAGCCAACUCCAAAGGGCUUAUCAAUAGUGCAAACAUUUUGUGUCAAACAAGGAUUACCAAAAUCAAGCAUGCCUGAAGUUCUUUUCCACAAUGAAUACAAUACCAUGCAACUAUUUGCAUUUGAACGAGACCAUAUUUCAGAUAAACUAGUUUACUCUGACAAUCUUGUUGAAUUAUUGUUUAGUGCGUUGUUGGGUCCCCUGCCAAAUUUUUGGUCGCCGACUAAUAAACCCGAUAAAAUUCGGGUCUCCAAAAAGAAACACAACGAUGAGGUAUUCGACUAUAACAUUGCCGAUUUUCAAUUUAGUGGCGACUAUUUACUGUUGAAGCAAGUCAAUACCAAUUUCAGCGUGUCUACUAUUGGCGAGGAAUGUGCAUUUAGCUUUCUGAAAUACCAAAAUACCUGUCAUGACCUUACUCAGAAUCCGUAUGACUCGGAGACCACUUCCAACAUACUUCAAAGUCCCUUUUACCAUCGAUAUUUUGAAAACCCCAAAUCUGAUGCACACAUGCAGUACUACAUAUCGUCUGUGGGUGUGCGUUUAUUGCGGGAAAAAACCGCCAGCCGCAACGGGAAUUUGCAAUAUUGUAUAAGCGGAAAAGCGAUAUACCAAUGGCUAAUGGAUUGCUCAGACGUUGUAUGUCCAAAGGAGGCAUUGGAGAUUUGCAGCUUAUUUUUGAAACAAAAUUUGAUGGCACCACUUGAAAGUGACGGUGGAAAGGAGGAGAACUACUUUCUGAGAAGCAAGUAUUUUAAAUUGACUACAUUUGGUCUUCAGGUUAGCCGAUGGGGGAAGCCUUCACAACAAGAACGGAUCUUGACCCCACAAUGCAUCCGCAACCGAGAUGGAUCCAAAAAGAUUAGUAAAUUCAAGAUUCCAUUAGCUGAAAUACUAAAAGACCCAGGGACAAAAUUGCAAUUUCGAAAACACUUGGAAAGAGAAUUCUGCUCAGAGAAUUUUGACGCUUAUUGUCAACUUGAGAUAUUUAACUCCAAAGUCUCAGCGUAUCUAAAUGCUAUCAGUUCUAAUAAGGUCUCUGAAAUUACUGCGGAGGAUGUGAAGCAAUCAAUAGCUACUCAGCAAAAGACAUGCAUGUCCAUGGCUUAUCAAAUCUUUAAUACUUUCAUAAGUACAGAAUCAUCUUCCGUGGUGAACAUAGAGUACAGACUAAGAAUGAAGAUUGUUAAUUUAUUGACCAGGCUUACCAUGGAACAACAACAAGAGAUUGACGGUAAUGAUGAUGAAUCGGUAAAGUACUUGACAACACCUACGGAUACUAUUACAAUGAGUGGUAUUACAUAUUCGCCGUCGUCAGAAACUAUCCACAGUGAUAAUGAUUUGACCGAAUCAGAGUUAAACCAGAAAAGUGAUCCUUCCAAAAUAUUGCGAGAAAUCAAUACUCUAUUUGAACAAGUCAAAAUACAUAUGUACAAGCUAAUGGAAGUUGACUCAUUACCAAAGUUUUUAAACAACUUUGGCUACUGGAAAUUGAGCUGUUGA